AGGAGAAGGAUCCGCACCAUCCUCCUCAUCCUCUCAUCACUAUGGAUGCGCGCCGAAGCAGAACCGCGUGGAUUUGUUUGUUUGCGCUCUCGUCGCUAUUGUGCGGGACUCCAGCACAAGACGCAUGCGACAGCGCUCUGGUGUCUAAUCUGCCGGCGUCGGCCUUCAGAAGCUCCUCCCAGUUGUCUGCUAGUCACGCUCCAGUCUUUGCCAAGCUUAACAGGAGAGAUGGAGCGGGAGGUUGGUCUCCGCUGACCUCCGACUCAUCUCAGUGGUUGGAGGUCGACCUUGGGGAGAGGACCACCAUCACGGCGGUGUCCACGCAGGGACGCUACGGCAGCUCUGAUUGGCUGACAUCCUACCUGCUCAUGUUCAGCGACACCGGUCACAACUGGAAGCAGCACCGGCUGGAGGACAGCAUGGGCUCUUUUUCAGGCAACAUCAACGCGGACAGUGUGGUUCAGCACAAGCUGCAGCAGUCGGCCAUCGCUCGCUUCCUGCGUCUGCUUCCCGUGGGUCGGAACCCCGGUGGACGCAUCGGACUGCGGCUGGAGGUCUACGGCUGCCCUUACACUUCUGACGUGAUGUCGUUGGACGGCGAGGGCGGCAUCGUGGCGUACUCAUGGAGCGGCGUGUCGAGGAGCUCGUCCAGUGAAGAGGAGAAAGAGAACGAGGAGGAGGUCUCGCUGAAGUUCAAGAGCCUGAAGAAUUGUGGGACGCUGCUGCACGCUAAAGGAACCUGGGGACUCGGACUCAGUGUGGAGCUCAAGGCAGGAAAAUUCGUCAUGGCGACCACAGGAGAACAACAACAACAAGCAUGGACUUCUAGUCCCGGACAUCGACAUGUGGCUUCGUUGGGCAGCCUCUUGGAUGACCAACAAUGGCACCUGGUGGCCGUAGAAUGUCACGCGGGUCGGUGCAACGUCACCGUGGACCAGCACAGGGAGACCGUGGACCUGCCGCCGUGUUUCCACCACUGGCACAUCCAGCAGCUGAGCGUGGGCGGAAUUCCCAACAUUCCCGACAGUAGGUUCCGAGGCUGCCUCGAGAACUUUGCGUACAACCAACAUAACCUGAUCGAGAUGGCCAGACGUGGUGACCGCCGAGUCACCGUGACGGGCAAUGUCACCUUCGCAUGUGCCCACCAGACGCUGGCUGUGGCGGCCACCUUCCCCGGGCCCCAAGGCUUCCUCCAGUUGCCAGGUGCGGGGGUGGCGGACUUGCUGCCCGCUGGGGGAGUGUCCGUGGGGCUUCAGUUCCGGACCUGGAACCGGGAGGGUCUCCUGCUCACCUUCCGGCUUCCUCGGCAGGCUGGCAUCAUCUGGGUGUACCUGAGCGACACCCGGCUCAGGCUGCGGGUGCAGAAGGCUGGCAACGUGCUGCUGGAGCUCAAGGCAGGUUCUGGUCUGGAUGACGGUCAGUGGCAUUCGGUGGAUUUGAAGUCCAGACGAGGACACCUGAGCAUCAGUGUGGACAAAGAUGAAAUGGCUCAAUCCAGUCCUUCCUUCAUCAUUGCCGUCGAGAAGGACCUCUUCUUCGGUGGUUGUCCUGUGGAGGAUAAGAGGAGGGAGGACUGCAGGAACCCUUUUACCGCUUUUCAGGGUUGCCUCCGCCAACUGACUGUGGACCAGCAACAAGUAGACCUCAUCCUGGUGCACCAAAGGAUGCUGGGAAACUACAGUGACCUAAUGAUUGACACGUGUGGGAUAAUGGACAGGUGUUCUCCGAGUCGCUGCGAGCACGGUGGACGUUGCACUCAAACCUGGACGCACUUCCACUGCAACUGCAGCGACAGCGGCUACGGUGGCGCCACCUGCCACAGCUCGGUGUACGAACAAUCCUGCGAGGCGUAUAAACACAAUGGCAACACAUCAGGAUAUUUCUACAUCGACGUGGAUGGCAGCGGUCCCAUCAAACCUCAACUAGUUUACUGCAAUAUGACAGAGGAGAACACAUGGAUGGAGAUCCGACACAACAACACCGAGCUGACCACAUUGAGUCCAUCUAGUGGUGAACAUCAGCACCUGGUGCAACUGGACUAUUCUGCUAGCGAGGAGCAGCUGUUGGCCGUUAUCGGCCAGUCAGACCACUGCCAGCAGGAAAUGGCCUACCACUGCAGGAAGUCCCGCCUCCUCAACACUCCGGAGGGCUCCCCCUUGAGCUGGUGGAUUGGCGGUGCUGCUCCGGGUGGACGUCAGAAUUAUUGGGCCGGGGGUCAGCCGGGCAGCCAGCAGUGUGCAUGCGGCCUGCAGGGAGACUGCUUGGAUCCCAAACGUUACUGCAACUGUGAUGCUGACAGUGCAGAACGCGCUGAGGACACAGGUUUGCUGAUCCACAAGGAGAACCUCCCUGUCCGCUCCCUGAUACUAGGCGACGUGAGGCGGACUGGCUCAGAGGCUGCCUACCGGGUGGGGCCGCUGCGUUGCCAUGGCGACAAGAAUUUCUGGAACGCAGCCUUCUUUGCCACAGAGACGUCCUACCUCCACUUCCCGACGUUCCACGGCGAACUGAGUGCCGACAUCUCCUUCCUGUUCAAGACCGGCGCUCCCUCAGGAGUCUUCAUGGAGAACCUGGGCAUCAGGGACUUCAUACGCAUUGAGCUUAGCUCUCCCACCCGGGUUCUGUUCUCCUUCGACGUGGGUAACGGUCCUCUGGAGGUUUACGUGAACUCGAGCUCCCCGCUGAAUGACGAGCGCUGGCAUCGGGUUCGCGUGGAGCGCAACGUGAAAGAGGCGUGCCUGCGUUUGGACGCCAUGCCCACGGCCACCCGCAAGGCGCCCGCUGAUGGACACAUUCACCUGCAGCUCAACAGCCAGCUCUUCAUUGGGGGUACGGCAUCCCGCCAGAAGGGUUUCCGUGGUUGCAUCCGCUCCCUGCAGCUCAACGGUGCCACCCUGGACCUGGAGGAGAGGGCGCGCAUCACACCCGGCGUCCGACCUGGCUGCCCGGGUCACUGCGACAGCUACGGAGCGCUAUGCCAGAACCACGGUCGCUGCGUGGAGAGGAACAAUGGCUUCCACUGCGACUGCGACAAGUCGGCUUACGACGGAGUCUUCUGUCACACAGAUGUGUCGGCCGUCUUCAAGCCGACAACGUCCAUCCGCUACGCCUUCCAGAUGGAAGCCUCCGAGCGGGGCGGCGGGAAUGUCAGUGCGAAGCCACCGUCGCCUUCCUCCAUCUUGUCUGACGUGAGCCUGAGAGCAGAGAACGUGUCACUGAGCUUCCGAACCAGCCAGAGUCCUGCACUGCUGCUCUAUGUGUCAUCGUACCAACGAGAGUACCUGGCACUGCUCAUCAACAAGCAUGAUAAGCUGGAAGUCCGCUAUAAACUCCACAGCAGCAAGGAAGCCGAAGUGUUGAGGAGCCAAGCCAAGGGUUUGGCUGACGGUCGUCUGCAUACGGUGGUCGUCAGCAGAGUGAUGGAUGCCGUGUCUCUGCAGGUUGACCAACGUACCAGCGAAGUCUUCAACUUGACGUCAGAUGGCGAAUUCAGUGGCAUCAGGUCAAUUUUGCUUGGCAAAGUACAAGAGUCCGACGAUGUGGAUCCAGAUCUGGCGCGCUUGUCCACGCUGGGAUUCAGUGGCUGUCUGUCGGUGGUUCGCUUUAAUUCCAUCAGCCCCCUCAAGGAGGCGCUGCUCCGGCUGCACGGUGGAACCGUGGACGUCAGUGGGCCAUUGGCCCGCUCUAACUGCGGCUCGCCUGCGACGUCCAAUAGCUACGCCACGCACAACACGCCACACCUGUCAGACCCGUCCGGUUCUGGGCAGCCUUUAGUCAAUGCCAUGCGGACAGACUCUGCACUCAUUGGAGGCGUGAUCGCGGUGAUCAUCUUCGUGACGCUGGCCGGCCUGGCCGUGGUCGCCAAAUUUGUGUACCGGCGGAAGGAAACGUACCAGAACCAGGAAGUGAAAGGCAGCCAGCAGGAGGAAAGCCAAGACUUACCCUUCGAAUGCCAGACAGACUCCCACAAUGCCUUGGGGCAGAGCCCAAAAGAGUACUUCAUCUGAGCGCGAGGGAAGGCAAUCGGACAUGCUUGGUCACACUUAUAAAUAGUUGUACACAUGUAAAUAUUCAACAAUGUCAAUGUGUCUUUGUACGAUAUUCUGGACAAUUUUGAAACGAUCUUUCAGUUUUUCAAAUGGAGAAUGGUGAGGAAACAUCACAUGAGCCGGAUGAUUCCAGCAUGUCCGCAAGUACAUGCGUAUCGUAGGGUGUAAGGUACAUGCCAAAGCAACCGGUAACAGGUAACUGUAAGGCCGUUUUAGCCAAUCAAACCUGAAGAAAGUCGCGUGGAAAAUGCACAAAAGGAUAAAGGAUCUGGAUAAAGGUGCGCAAGCAGAAAUGUUAUUGAUCAAUUAUUGCGAUGAAUAGCGGUGAUUCCUCUCAGCACAUUUCAAUACAUUUAAAGAACAAAAUCUGCAUUUUGUUAUGGGCAUUUUGUUCCCCCAAUUUGGGGGACAAAGAUCAAAUGUCAAUCUGGAUAAAAGUGCACAUACAGAAAGGCAUUUUAUCAAUUAUUGCGAUGAAUAGCAGCGAUACCGCUCGACAAAUUCCAACGCUUUCAAAAAACAAAAUGCACGUUUCACCCUGGGGGUUUGCGCUAUUAGUUCUCUCAAUUGUGAGCUUUUUCACAAAACGUCUUUUUGCUCAAGAUCAAAUGUCAGAUCAUGUCAUACAUGGCAAAGACAGAAUCUGAAUAAAGGUGCCCGUACAGAAAUGUACAAUAAUAAUACAAUACAGUAUAAGCAUUUGUUUUUAAGUCAUGUGCUAUUAUUUUUCCUAAACGUGAGCUUUGUCCCUUAAACUUCUUUUGGAUUGAUAUCAAACGUCAGAUCAUGUUGUAGUGUAUGUGGAAAAGACAUAAUCACAGCAGUGGUGUAUGGAGGAAAAUGCGGUUUUCACAUAUCAACUGGUAGUGAGUUUGAAUAAAUUGACCUGAAUAGAACACGGAAUGUGCUCUUUACAAAACAAUACAAAAAUAGAGGGCAUCAAGCCGCCUUUCAAACACUCCCCUUCAGUUUUUGUACAAUUGUCCAUUGGAUUUAGGACAGGAUCUCAAUGAAGGUGCACAUACAGAAAUUGAUUUGAUCCUUGAGUGCACUCAAUAGAGGCGCUACUAACAGACGCAUUCAAAAAUUAGCAUUUUAUUCUGGGCGUAUGUGCUAUUAUUUUUCUAACAAACGAGCGUUUUCUCAACAAUUGUCUUUUGACUGAAAUCAAAAGGAAAUGAGUGAAAAACAGCAGUGACGUCCUGGGCUCACCGAAAGAUCAAAUUCCGAUCAGAAUGCUCCGAUGCGGUCGUCACCUACACUGUCUUUGUAUUUGGAAGAAUUCCUUGUAUUUUUGUAGGUCUCUGAAUUAAAGUGUGCAUACAGGAAUGUAUUUGUGGUGUUCAAACACAAAAGCCGACAAUCGCCAUUGAGACAAAAAUAGAGCCACGCCUACUAGCAGACUGCUUAUCAUGGCAUUGUUCGAUGUUGCAUUUCCUCACCCUGCAAAACCGAACAACUCCUACUGUACAUGUAAAACCCCUUGAAAAUAAAGGUUUUAUUGCAGAAACCGAUAAGCUCCAUUUCACUGCACCCUAACCCAUCAUCUCAUUCCGUCACUCCGUCACGAGCCUGUACGUACAGUAUUGACGUCAUCACGUUCAUCCUUAAACAUG
Molecule: messenger RNA, 5665 nt
Organism: Phycodurus eques (leafy seadragon)
Lineage: Eukaryota; Metazoa; Chordata; Actinopteri; Syngnathiformes; Syngnathidae
Product: contactin-associated protein-like 4
Exons: 24
Coding region: 42-4007 (1321 amino acids)
Source: RefSeq, a predicted model, not a curated record